Capsaspora owczarzaki ATCC 30864 is the source of this 1406-nucleotide messenger RNA. Its product is annotated as phosphate cytidylyltransferase 1. The transcript has 6 exons. The coding region runs from base 41 to 1195 and encodes 384 amino acids. Gene Ontology annotation, molecular function: phosphatidylcholine binding; choline-phosphate cytidylyltransferase activity. Gene Ontology annotation, biological process: CDP-choline pathway. Lineage: Eukaryota; Filasterea; Ministeriida; Capsasporidae. The record is from RefSeq and is a predicted model, not a curated record.
CGUAAAAUGGGAUAAAAACUAUCUAACUUCAGUCACACAAAUGUCAAGCUCUGCUGUUCAAACCUCGCAACGCAAGCGAAGGCGCGAACCCGCCGACGUUGACGGCGACCAGGCGACCGCUGCGUCUCAGUCAGCAACAGUAGCCUCAUCAUCGUCAUCGUCAUCGUCAUCGUCAUCAGCGGCUGGAAAGCCGAGCGCUGCGGAUGCGUCGUCGGCGCUGCCCGUCCUCAAGCUCGCCCGCGCACUCGAAGACCCGGCUCCGCUCACUGCCGAGCUCAACGGCCGCAUCGUCAAGGAAGACGCCGAUGGCAACCCGCUGAUUCGCGUCUACGCGGACGGCAUUUUCGAUCUCUUCCACUCGGGCCACGCGAAAAUGUUGAUGCAGGCCAAGAAGCUCUUCCCGAACACGUACCUGAUCGUUGGCGUCUGCAAUGACGAAAUGACGCAUCGACUCAAGGGAAACACGGUGCUUUCCGAAGACGAGCGCUACGAAGGCGUGCGGCACUGCCGUUAUGUCGACCAAGUGCUCGAAAAUGCGCCCUGGGUCAUCACCAAAGAGUUCCUCGACGAGCACCAAAUUGAUUUUGUCGCUCACGACGAUCUGCCGUACGCAUCCGCCACGAGCGACGACGUCUACCGUCCCAUCAAAGAGAUGGGCAAGUUCAGGGCCACGCAGCGCACGGAGGGCAUCUCCACGUCAGAUAUCAUCACUCGCCUGGUGAAGGAUUAUGACAAGUACGUCCGCCGAAACCUUGCGCGCGGUUAUACUGCCAAAGAACUGAACGUCGGCUUUGUCAAGAGGCGCCAGUAUCAGCUUGAUGCGUUGAAGGAGAAAGUGGACAAGUCCGUCAAGCGCAUCGAAGAAAAGUCGCAAGAGCUGCUGACGAAAUGGGAAGACAAGUCGAGCGAGUUGAUUUCCGACUUUUUGGGCAUCUUCCAGUCCGGCAAGCAGAUUGUACAGCGUCGAUCGGCUGGUAUCGGGUUUUUGAUUGGCUCGCGAUCGCCAUCUCCUGGACAAGACACUGGCACAGAGAUGGAGGUGGAUCCGAGCGACACGUCUGCUGCUGACAAUGACAGCGAAUCCGCCAGCGAUGUCUCUGAUGAAGAAGAGGCGGAUGAGGAUCAAGAUGAGGACGAAGAGGAAGAGACGGACGAGCAGCCAAAAGCGCGUCGCCCGAUUCGGAAGCGGCGCUAAAGCUCAAACUGCUCGACUAGUUGCUCUCUUUCUCUCUCGAGUUUUCCUGAUUUUAUGCGUGCUACUUGCCUCAGUUGUUUCUUUGGGUUCAAUGGUUGUAUGCACAGGUGCUUUGCUUUGGUUUUCAAUCAUCACGUUUCGAAACAAGAAAAAAAACCCCAACCAACCAACCAAACAAACAAACAAACAAACAAAAAAAAAAAAAAACCAA